Fusarium oxysporum Fo47 is the source of this 747-nucleotide messenger RNA. RefSeq lists its product as uncharacterized. Bases 1 to 747 code for a protein of 248 amino acids. The transcript is spliced from 2 exons. Lineage: Eukaryota; Fungi; Ascomycota; Sordariomycetes; Hypocreales; Nectriaceae. The record is from RefSeq and is a predicted model, not a curated record.
AUGGCUAGUCCUUGCAAGCCCAGCAGCUCAGCUGUUACCACUGCCGCUACCGAGUCUUCGUCCACCGAGACAAGCAACCCGACGUCUACAAUCGCUUUGUCAGCUUCUAUGACCGAAGCAAUGUCGUCCGAGACCUUCACAACUGAGGCAUCAUCUGCACCCACGACUGACGCUACAACUCUCUUCACUACAAUCUCAGCUUCUCCGGGUACAACGACCUCUUCUCCCGCCACCACUUCUUCUGUAGCCCCAAUUGCAUACAGAGUUAAAGCCCAGGAUGGCCCUAUUCCCAACGCUAUAGUCCGCUAUUCACCAACCUCCGGAGGUGUCUUGGAGAUAGCCAGUACACCUACUGAUGGUUCCGUGGAGGCAGUGCUGUCAAUCGAUCCGGACACAGGAUACCUCUCGUCAAAUGGUCAUGAAAUGUGCACUAUCUCCGACAUCACCAACAGAUACACUACAAUUCACAUAUGCUACGACUUCGAGGUCACAGAGCAAACGCGCUUCACCUGCGAAUUUGAUGCCGGUGGUUCGCUGCAAUGCAGAGCGCCAAAGCUCUCCUGCUUUUACACUGAAGACGAAGAUGGUGAAUCCACCACGGUCUGUACCAACACUGGCGAGUUCUGGACUCAGCUUUAUGCUCGCUCUAUUGCUCCAGGCAAGUAUGAUAUUGGCAUUGGGCGUGCAAAUCUACCUACUGCUACAUGGACACCUGUCGAUCUGUUACUCCAAGAGCUGCAGUCUUAG